Truncatella angustata is the source of this 1263-nucleotide messenger RNA. RefSeq lists its product as uncharacterized. Gene Ontology annotation, molecular function: FAD binding; monooxygenase activity. Bases 1 to 1263 code for a protein of 420 amino acids. The transcript has a single exon. Lineage: Eukaryota; Fungi; Ascomycota; Sordariomycetes; Amphisphaeriales; Sporocadaceae. The record is from RefSeq and is a predicted model, not a curated record.
AUGCCUCUAAAAGUUAUCGUGGUCGGGGGUGGAAUCGGAGGGCUCGCAGUGGCCGGGUUUCUGAGGGCUCAGCACGAUGUCACAGUUCUCGAGCGCGGCCACUACGAUUCGCAACCGGCAGACUAUGGACUGUCGGUUGUCGCGAACGCUUUCGGUCUGCUACAAAAGGCCGGUGUCAAACUUGAUAAUCUGGACACGGUCGUGAUGACUCACAUCUGGGCUAGGAACUACAGGAAUGAGGAGAUCCGAACUAUUAACUUCGACACCCGGUCGAGAUUCGGUGGCGCGCCGUCCGUGCUGGCGAAGAGAGCGAAAAUACAGGAUGAGCUCGUCCGAUUGGCAACAAGUUCGGAGUUUCCUGGAAAACCCGCCGUUAUUCAACGGUCUGCCAAAGUGAAUCAAGUGGAUAUUGAUAGCGGCAAGGUGCUCCUAGAGGAUGGCUCGACGCUGCAUGGCGAUCUCAUAAUUGGGGCCGAUGGGAUAAACUCUACAGUUCGGCCCGCCAUACUGCGAAAGGAUGGUACCUCCACAGAACCGCGAACUCAUAAUCUCAUGCUCUUCAUGACGAAGGUGUCGCUGGAAUCUGUUCGGAAUGAUCCGGAGCUGCAGUUUCUUACCGAGCCGGCGAAGCAAGCAGGUCUUACCACGUGUUACCCACCCGAGGGUCCGCAGGCGAAACACCGUAUGCUCAUGUAUCACGUAUCUCCUCGAGAGCUGCAAGUUCUAGGGUAUACAACGGAGAGGGAGUAUGCUGAAAAGUUUGAUGCGGCCAAGACCAGCAUUAUCAAAGACGUCCCCGUCUCGAGAGUUAUCGAUGAAUUUGCACCAAACUUCCCUAAAAGCUUCGUCAAUCUUUUCACUCAUAGCAGCAUCGAUGCAUGGAGAGUACGAGAUGUACCGCCAAUCGACAGUUGGUCUUCCGGCAAAGCCGUGCUCAUAGGAGACGCAGCGCAUGCUGUGACUCCUCAUGCGGGACAGGGCUGCAAUGUGACAAUAGAGGACGCCGAAGCACUCGGAUAUGUGCUCAGAGACGUCGAAUCUCCAGCUCAACUGCCACGGGCGCUCGAGAUCUUUGUCAAGCUUCGGAAGGAACGUGCCGAGUAUGUCGCUCGCCGCUCGCGGGAGCUGGGCAAUAUACAAUCAGAGGAGGAUAAGGUCCAAGGCCCGAUUGGCCAAGAAGACUUUGCGAGAGUCAUCUAUGGCUAUCAAGGUGCGGAAAUUGCACUCAAGGGAGUGUCUGAGGAAGUGGAGCUGCCGAAUUGA